This is a messenger RNA of Oncorhynchus mykiss (rainbow trout), 1685 nucleotides long. Its product is annotated as solute carrier family 46 member 2. Gene Ontology annotation, cellular component: membrane. The record is from RefSeq and is a predicted model, not a curated record. Gene Ontology annotation, biological process: transmembrane transport. Gene Ontology annotation, molecular function: transmembrane transporter activity. NCBI's taxonomy places the organism in Eukaryota, Metazoa, Chordata, Actinopteri, Salmoniformes, Salmonidae.
UCGUGAUUAGCACAUUUCAACAGACUCAGGUGGCAGUCCUUGGUGAAGUUUGGCGCCAGGGUCAGAUAGUUACACCGAGUCUGGUGGGUCUUGUUGUUUCACCACCUGUUGAUUUUUAUCGGGACUAAUCAUGUUGCCAUUGGGGACACUGCGUAAACGCAUCGAGCCAGUGGUCCUAUGUGCCCAAAUAGCGAGCGCGUUUUUCGACACCGGUUUGCAGAUGGUGGUGAAAGAGCAAUGCGCCAUUGCGACUGAUGCGCUUAAUCCAACCCCCACCGAGGACAGCCGGCAGAAAGCUAUGUCCAACUUUUACAUGAUAUAUAAUAUGCUGUCCAAAUUCGUUCCGAUCCUACCCGCCAUUAUCUUAUCCAAGGUAGGUGACCUGGGGUACCGGAAGAUCCCCAUCGUGAUCCCUCUGGUUGGUUACCUGGUCUCCAGAGUGGUCCUGCUCCUGGUCAUAGUGAUGGAUCUCCCGAUACAGGCUAUGUUCGGCGGGGUGGUGGUCCACGGACUCAGCGGCGGGUUCUGCUCCUACUGGGCCGGGGUCAUGGCCCUGGUGUCGCUCACCUCCACCGAGGAGGACCGCUCUCUCCACAUGAUGCAAAUGGAGCUGGUCUAUGGCAUAGCUGGACUCAUCGGUAGUUUGGUGUCUGGGCACCUCUUCCAGUUGUACAGUGUGGACUUUAAACAGGGGACAGUGUUAGUGAGCCUGAGUGUCUUCCUCUACUUUGUGUGUCUCGUCUACACAAUGUUUAUCUUUCUAAUGCCAACUGUCUCGCCAAGCGCACAAGAGCGCAACGAGACCAACGGUAUCGACACGCAAUAUUCCAAGAAUAUUCUGAACAUUCUGCUUCUUUUUGCGGGUGGGAUUCUAUUUGACGUGGCGGUGGGAGGAGGAAUGGAGAUACUGGUGACCUUUGAGAUGAAGGAGCCACUGAACUGGAACGCCACCCAGGUAGGUUACGGUAACGCCGCCGGGUUCCUGGUCUUCCUGACGAGCUUCCUGGGUGUCAUGGUAAUGUCCAGAUGGGUGAGUGACGUCACCCUCAUCAUCAUCGGCAUGGUGUCCUUCGCUGCCGGGAUCUACUUCAUGGCCUUCGUCACUGCAACAUACAUGUUCUAUCUGGCACGAGCUCUCACACUGUUCGCCCUGAUUCCCAUGCCCACCAUCCGUGCCCUACUGUCUAAACAGGUCAACGGCUCGUCAUAUGGGAUCACCCUCAUCUCACUGCAGCUGUCCUUUAAGAUCGCCAGCCUGGCCUACACUCCCAUCUACACCAAGGUGUACCAGGCUACGCUGGACUGGUUUCCCGGGUUCGUCUUCACCCUGUCCAGCAUCUUCACCGUCCUCGCCACCAUACCUGUCAGCGUGGUGGGCUGCAGAGCUGGCCGUGCUGACGGUUAUGAAAGGAUCCUGGGGGACUGAGGGUGGUGAGGUCAUCGUGUCACCACGUCAGGCUAUGAGACAAUACUGGGGGGGUACUGUGAAUGUUGGGGAAACUGCACUAUAACGAGCCUUUGAUUGAAUCCCAGCCUGAGACUGAGCCAAUGGACAUGAACUGACGGGGUAUUAAUGAGAAGAGUGUUGACAUUCUCCAGAGGUUGACUACCCAUGGCCUUAAUAUAGAAUAAUCAUAGACUGAUCCACUGCCUACUACCCAUGGCCUUAAUAUAGAAUAAUCAUA